Messenger RNA from Alosa alosa (allis shad), 885 nucleotides. RefSeq names its product aquaporin-1. Gene Ontology annotation, molecular function: water channel activity. Bases 1 to 885 code for a protein of 294 amino acids. The transcript is spliced from 4 exons. Lineage: Eukaryota; Metazoa; Chordata; Actinopteri; Clupeiformes; Clupeidae. The record is from RefSeq and is a predicted model, not a curated record. Gene Ontology annotation, cellular component: plasma membrane. Gene Ontology annotation, biological process: transmembrane transport.
AUGAGAAUGCUGUCCUGUCUGUCUCUGGCCCUGAGGGACAUGUGGACUCUGUCCUUCCUUCGGGACGUCUUACGUGAGUUUUUGGGCACAGCUUUCUUCCUCCUCAUAGCCCUCUCAUCCACCACCAUUUGGCCUGCCGUCAACACACAAAACUCCAUCUCCCACAAUGCUGAGCUUUACACCUCUUCCUCCCCCUCUGACCUGAACUCUCUUCAAGCACCUCCAGCCUGCCGCACGGACCCUCUGAUGGUGGCGCUUGCAUUUGGCGCCGCCCUGCUGGUGGUGUGUGUGUGCAUGGGGGAGGUGCAGCUAAACCCGGCCGUCACGCUGGCCCUAGGGUUGGGGCUGAGGCUGAGCCCCUGGCGGGCAGCGAUGUUUGUGGGUGCCCAGCUCCUGGGGGCACUGGCUGCGUCUGCCACCCUCACUUCCACUUUGCGAGGGCACAUGGGCCUGAAUGAGGUAGCACCAGGGGUCCUCUUGUACCAGGCCGUCUCCGUGGAGACAGCUGUCACAUUCCAGCUGGUGCUCUGUGUUCUAGCAGUGUCCCGCCCCUCCUCCGCCGCCAGCCAAUCCCUGGGGCCCCUCGUCCUUGGUAUCUCUGUUAUGCUUGGACACCUUACUGCGAUUGGGUAUACAGGUUGCGGAAUGAAUCCUGCCAGGUCUUUUGGCCCUGCUAUGGUGAUACAAAACUUUAAUAACCAUUGGGUGUAUUGGGUUGGCCCGUGUGCGGGAGCCAUAUUGGCCUGGCUCCUCCACGAUGUGCUGUUGUGGCCACGCUGGAGCAGCGCAGGAGACUGGACAACAGAGUUCAGACAGCUCCUCCUCACAGUCCCAGACAAACAACCUGAUCCAGAACACACCGCAGGAUUAGAGCAGGAUACUUAA